UUCUACCUAAGAGCUCUUCUGAUUUGUUGAGCUACCAAACCACAGUCAUGAUCCAAUGAUGUUGAUUGUUGUUAGAAGAGUCUAAAUUGAGCUAGACCUUGUUCAGUGAAAUUAAAAAAAAAGUGAAAUUAUAAGGGAUAUUUUAGACACUUGUGUCGUCCAAAUUAAGGUUCGAUUAUGGUUGACGAUUUUUGGAUGAAAAUGUUAACAGAAGGACAUGUUUGAUAUUUUUACAAAGAAUAGAGACAUGUUUAAUGUAAAUAAUAGUUAAAAGACAUGUUUAAUAAAACUCCAUAGUAGAGGAUCAUAUUAUACCUAGAAUCUUUUAUAUAUAUAUAUAUAUAUAUAUAUAUAUAUUUGUAUUUUUUUUGUUGGGUUGAGUAAUUACUUAAAUAAUAAAUGUAUACUUCACCCGACUCAAACCAAUAAUAAACAAACAGUAGAGUUCUAAUUUUUUGGACGGGUUUGAAUUGCUAUCUUCAAGAUCGGAAUAUAUGAAUAGGAUGAUAAAAACAGAGGUGUACAACGGGUCGGUCUAUACCAGAUCGCACCAGACCAAACUGACGCUCAGACUUCAGUCUGCACCAUUACGAACCGAGUUUAUAAUUUUCCGCAUCAUACCAAACCGGACCAUAACGGACCGAAUGCACUGUUGGUCCCUUCCUUUAGUCCAUAAAUAUCUCUUACUAUGGAACCUCCGUUUUCCUGACUUCAUUCCGGUCUGGUUCGGAUCUGACCGUUGGCCACCCCUAAUAAAAACGAUAAAAUCCGAACCACCGGUUCCAUGAACCCCUAAUUUGAUUUACAGUAUACGAGGCCAAUGAAUUGGGCCAGACCGGCUCACUUAAGCCCAAUACUGACUUAUCAAUCGGCCCACCACAUUACUUGAAUCUCUUCCUAGUUCCAAAGGCGUUUUCUCUUCUCUCCGCCACCUCUAGACCGGCGUGAGCCGCGAAGUGGAGCAGCGGUCAGUCGAGAGCCGGAGCAGCAAAGGGAAAACGGGGGGAAAAAAUCCGACGAACUCUGAACCAUUCUGCGUUUCGCCUUCAAGCUUCUUGCUACAUCGCGAGGAAGGGAGAUUUUCUCCAACAAUUCGCCAUGAAGUGGAAUAGAUUUGCAUCGAUCCCAGUAUGCGGCGUGCUCAUGUUAAUGGGUUUCGUUUACUACAUCACGAUCUUCAUCUUCAUCGAAGAUUGGGUUGGCUUGGCCACCUCAGCGGGGACUCUGAAUGCGCUCAUAUUCACUUUCAUGGCCUCUCUCUCCCUUUUCUCUUUCGUCGCCUCUGUGCUGACCGACCCUGGUUACGUCCCGCCCUCUGCUGCGCCUGAUGUCGAAGCGGCUGCAGUUUUGGAUCCGAAAACCCACAAAGAUAGCUCACAACUUAGGCAAUGUGAAAAGUGUUCUAGAUAUAAACCUCCCAGGGCUCAUCACUGCCGGGUCUGCAGAGUUUGUGUUUUGAGGAUGGAUCAUCAUUGUCUUUGGAUAAAUAAUUGUGUUGGUUAUUGGAACUAUAAGGCCUUUAUCGUUUUAGUCUUCUAUGCAACUGCAGCAAGCAUCUAUUCUACGGUUGUGAUUAUGAACAGUUCUUCACAUAAAGAUUGGGACUUCGCCGGAGUGCUUCCAUUCAAGAUUUUUUAUAUUAUUUCGGGGACAAUGAUGACUGGUUUGAGCAUCACGGUAAGUACUCUGCUGGGCUGGCAUAUCUACCUCAUUACACGUAAUAUGACAACAAUAGAGUAUCAUGAAGGAACAAGAGCAGCUUGGUUGGCUAAGAAAUCCGGCCAGAUUUAUCGACACCCUUUUAACAUUAGUGUCCAUGCAAACAUCUCCUCGGUUUUGGGUCCAAAUAUUCUAAAAUGGUUUUGUCUCACGGCAGUCAGCUUCCUGAAAGAUGGAACGAGUUUUCCUACCUCACAUCAGAGUUAAUUCAGUGGACUGGAUUCCUCCCAGGCAGAAUCUGAAUGUUUUAUUUUCUAUUCUUUACUGGCCAUGGUUGGUGAAGAUGAGACGAGAAACUGACCGGCGCUGGAAUAAUCUUGCUCUAUGUAAAUAUGGGAGAUCGAGUUUUGCAGCAUACUUUGCAGUGAGGUAUUGAUUAUUUUUUAUGUGCAAUUUUUAAUACUGUACUGCACUUUUUUGAAAUUGAUCGAAAGAUGUAGAAGUUGUAUAGAGGUUAUAGUUCUUACAAUUGAAGAGAAUCAUGUUGUGCGUAAACCACCAAGAUCUGCUUGCUUGACUUUAGCUAGGUUCUUCAGAAAAAUGUUAUGAACAUGCCAGCAACCAGCUUGGUCGAGGUUAUAUUAAGUCUGAGUUCGUCGAUAUCUGAAUUCUGAAGAGUUGACUUGCCCAGCCAUUUGUGAUUUUCUUCGACUUGAGUCACCUGCAUUCCGUUUUCCUGUACCAUUUUGUGUUCAUGCUUUUGAUCAAAGCAGAUCUGGCUUCUCUGGCUCCUUGGUUUUGGUUGUGCUUUUGUUUAUAUUUUCGACCUGUGAGUUAUGCUUGUACUUUUGACAUACAAGUCAGGAUAAUUUGUUACUGCUGGUCGAUCGGAAGAACGAAAUGAUCGACUUGUUGGACAUUACUUUGUUACUGCUGGAACAGGAUUUCACUACUAGAAAUUUGUCAACCUCUUCAUAGUGCGGUCGACCCACUUUAUUUUUGACGAAUAAUGUAAGAAAUGAUCCACCUAAAGAGAACCCACCACCUAAAAAGAAAAAAAAGCCUGGUUAACUCAUAUGCCUCUACAGGGCCUACUCAAUUUGUUAGCUAAACGGGGGUCUAUCUAGGGAUUGGCUGAGCCAACUACACAUUUGAUUUCCCGAUGGAUGCCUCAGCUCCUUCUUGGUUGAAGAAACCCUCCACUUCAAUUGGUAUUUUUUCACGAAAAGCAAACAUGAGAUAAGAAAUCCAGUCUUUCACUAAGAUUUCUAAUAGCUGUCCCGAAUUCAAGUUGAUUAUGUUUCGCCCCUUCCUCGGAGGCCCUUUGAUUGCUGCAUCCGUUUUCUUGCUCUGUAAAAAUUUAUAAAAAGAUGCUGGCAGCUGCUAUGUUCCUUCGAAAAGUGCAGCUGGUGGCUCUUGGAUUAAUUGAAACAAAUCAAAAAAUAUGGCUGUCCCAAUAGAGAUCCCAUCCCCUAUCAUUCUUUCUUGCCCCUACAUCAGGAAGAAGUGUCCUCGGAGCUAGGGGAAGAGAUAAGCAUCGAUAGGACAUGGAGAUGUGGGCUCAGGAAGGAGCUGAAUACGAGGGGUUUUUGGAGACCUGGCGACCCUUUGUCCAGGCGCGAAAUCAGGGCUUCCCCCUCUUCUAUGUGAGGGGGGCGUACGUAAGAACGGAACCGUCAUAGAACGCGGAGCGCCGGCCCCCGGAGCCAACGAUCCACUAAGACUAACGUAUCUACAACUACAUCCCUGAGCGGCAGUCAAACGGAGGCGUGAAUGCAAGAUGCCAGCGGAAUGAUCGGCCGGACAGAGGCUAGGGCUGCUUCCUUCCCACCGCGUCCUUCCUAUGUGAUAAGGUUAUCACAUAUCUGACCCAGUCAGGAGAAGAGAUACAGAAAGAGGAGAGGGAAGGAGGAAGUGGAGUGGAAGAUAUACUCCCCAACUGACCAACUCAGGCUUUUCUGCCUCGAACGAGACUUUAUCCCCGGUCACAAGAAUGUCACUAGAAGCUCACAUGGCGGAAGCACCCGGUACAUAUGGCCGGCCCUUCGGGUGUCUCGGUGAUACAAACAAAGAAAAAACGAAUUCCAAU
This is a messenger RNA of Linum trigynum, 3748 nucleotides long. Lineage: Eukaryota; Viridiplantae; Streptophyta; Magnoliopsida; Malpighiales; Linaceae. The record is from the annotation of a GenBank genome assembly.